GACAUGUGGUGGCCAUGGACCAUUUUUGUGCUGCUACUUGCCAUUUUGGUGUACAACUAUUGGAUUGCAAAGAAUAGUUCAAACGACGAGGCAGACAUCAUGCUUAAUAAAACAUACAGCUACAUAAUCGUUGGAGCGGGUUCUGCAGGCAGCGUUCUUGCCAACAGACUUUCGGAAGAUUUAGGAUCCUCUGUGCUUAUUAUAGAAGCUGGGGGCUCGGAGGACGAAAAUGACAUGAUGAAUAUCCCCUUCAUGGCGGGGGCCCUGCAGGCUACAAAGCAUGACUGGGCUUUUAGGACAAUGCCUCAAAAACACGCAUGCUUCAAUAUGAAAGGAAAGAAAUGUACCUGGCCAAGAGGACGAGUGUUGGGCGGAUCAAGCUCAAUAAACUAUAUGCACAACACAAGAGGGAGCCGGCAUGAUUUUGAUGGAUGGGCAACAGAGGGUGCUGAGGGGUGGAGCUACAAAGACAUACUGCCGUAUUUUAUCAAGUCUGAAGAUAUGCAAAUACCUAGUCUACGAAAUUCACCGUACCAUGGAAUAGGGGGUCCUCUAACAGUGAGUGACGCAAAAGCCACACCCCUCAGUGAAAUUUACAGGCGAGGGAUGCAGGAAAUGGGAUAUCAAGUAGUCGACUGCAAUGGAGAAAAACAAAUAGGAUUUUGUCCUGGUCAAGAAACAGUGAAAAAGGCAGAAAGGUGGAGUACCGCAAAAGCUUUUCUAAGACCAGCCAUGACUCGACCAAAUCUUCACGUGGCAUCAAACUCAUACGUUACAAAGAUAUUGAUGAAAGACAAGAGGGCUGUGGGAGUUUCUAUGAUAAGGAACAAUGUGAAGCACACGAUAACGGCAGAGAAAGAAGUCAUUAUUUCAGCUGGAGCCAUAAAUACACCCCAAAUCUUGAUGUUGUCUGGCAUCGGACCUAAGGAGCAUCUAGAGUCAUUGAAGAUCCCAUUAGUUGCCAAUCUACCAGUUGGAGAAAAUCUAGAGGAUCAUAUAAAUGUUCAUAUGUCAUUCAGAGAUAAUACAUGUUCAGCGUUUAGCCCUUCGCCGAUGUCCUUUUGGAAAUACAAUACAUUUAAAUCAGGUCCUCUUGGAAAAACACACGCAGAAGGAAGCGCCUUCCUCAAUGACAAAGACAGUGUGCUUCCAUUUGCUCAGCUGUUAUUUUAUAGUGUUACUGGAUUCCCUUCUAUGGAUGAGAAUUUUCUCAAUACGCUAAACCUGGAUCCAGAGGUGCUAGAAAGAAUGUAUGAAGCAUCUAAAAACAGCAGCGUUAAACCGGGAGGAACAUUCGUGAUACUAUGUACUCUCCUCCAUCCUAAAAGUAGAGGAAAGAUACGACUUAAAAGCAUUGAUCCUUUUGAUCCGCCUCUUAUUGAUCCUAACUACUUCGAUCACCCGGAUGAUAUAAAAGUGCUUUUAAAAGGAAUAAAACAACUGUUGAAGUUAGCCAAUACAACAGCAUUUAGAUCCGUUGGAGCAUCACCAUGGGACCCCUAUGAUGAAUAUUUUUAUCCUCUUUGUAAAGAUUUUCCAUACGAAUCAGAUGAAUAUUGGAUAUGUAGGGUAAAAUACAAUCUUCUCGCCAUGUAUCACACUACGUCCACUUGUAGAAUGGGAGCAGCUAACGAUAAAACAGCAGUCGUAGAUCCACAACUCAGGGUCAGGGGUGUGAGUAAUCUGAGGAUAGUAGACGCUUCCGUCAUGCGCCACAUUCCCUCUGGUAAUACAAACGCUCCAACGAUCAUGAUUGCUGAGAAAGCCGCGGACAUGAUUCGAGGAAUUGAUAGUGUGAAACAUAUCCGUGAAAAGACUGACCAUUUAUAGAAAAAGAAACAAUGUGUGUUUGUAUGUUUGUGUUUAUGCAUGUUAAAGAGAGAAAGGAGUGCUUUUUUAUAUGCAUAUUUGUGUUUGACAGAGAAAAAAUACAUGACGUUCAGUGGUAUAUACAUUUUAAAUAUCCGAUUCUGUUCCAAAAUAAAUUGCUUUUCUUACAUUUAUAGCCCCUCAAACGCAAGUAUUGGUGUCUCAAUAUGUGUUAAGGAGAUGUAAAACAAAUACACGAAUUUGUUUUCAUAAUUCAACUUAAAGAACUUGAUUUGUUUUGA
Messenger RNA from Saccostrea cuccullata (small rock oyster), 2111 nucleotides. Its product is annotated as L-sorbose 1-dehydrogenase-like. The transcript is spliced from 11 exons. The coding region runs from base 4 to 1830 and encodes 608 amino acids. Lineage: Eukaryota; Metazoa; Mollusca; Bivalvia; Ostreida; Ostreidae. The record is from RefSeq and is a predicted model, not a curated record. Gene Ontology annotation, molecular function: oxidoreductase activity, acting on CH-OH group of donors; flavin adenine dinucleotide binding.